AUAUUUUAUAUUAAAUAUGGAAUACCUGGUACAAAUAAAAAUGGACAAUGAAAGUUUUGUUAGUGUUGACUUAAAUGACAAUAAUAAGUGCGAAAUAUGUCAUCAAAUAACAAACGAACAAAUUGUUUCUGUAAUUUUAAAUGAUGAGUUUACUACAUUUGAAGGUUCCCAAUCUAAACAUAUUGGUCGUAUUACAAUGGCUCAUCAUUAUUGUUUAAAGAAAUGGGCUGACAUUAUUGAACGUAAUUUAAAAAGUAGUUAUAAAAAAAAGACUAAUCAAAGUAUUUAUAAUGACAACAGCAAUAUUGCUUCAGUUAAAAAUUAUAUAACAGAAAGUAAGACUAUUUGUCAAACUGAAUGUAUUAAACAAUCAAAUCAAUUCUCUCUCAAAGCUUCUAAAAAUAAUUACAAAAAUUAUACAAAUGAAGCCAAUGGAAAUAUAUCGAGAAAUAAUUACAAAAAUUAUACAAAUGAAGCUGAUGAAAAUAUAUCGAGAAAUAAUUACAAAAAUGAAUUACUCAAAAUGAACUGCACCGAAUUAAAUCAUCUUUUAAAACAAUUAGUUAGUCUAGUAGAAGAAUCUUCUAUGGUGCUCGUGAGCGAAUUACAACUUAAAGACAAAUUAACUCAAGAAAUUGGAUGUCAAUACUUGCUUAUUUCUCAACUUAUUGAUUUAAGAAAAAGAGUGUAAUUAUCUUUACCAUGGCUACGAUUGUUUAACUCGUU
This is a messenger RNA of Hydra vulgaris (swiftwater hydra), 726 nucleotides long. RefSeq lists its product as uncharacterized. The record is from RefSeq and is a predicted model, not a curated record. NCBI's taxonomy places the organism in Eukaryota, Metazoa, Cnidaria, Hydrozoa, Anthoathecata, Hydridae.